Paramecium tetraurelia is the source of this 1938-nucleotide messenger RNA. RefSeq lists its product as uncharacterized. Gene Ontology annotation, biological process: peptidyl-serine phosphorylation; intracellular signal transduction; protein autophosphorylation. Gene Ontology annotation, molecular function: calmodulin binding; calcium/calmodulin-dependent protein kinase activity; ATP binding. The transcript is spliced from 5 exons. The record is from RefSeq and is a predicted model, not a curated record. Gene Ontology annotation, cellular component: cytoplasm; nucleus. Lineage: Eukaryota; Ciliophora; Oligohymenophorea; Peniculida; Parameciidae.
AUGGGAAGUACUUGCUGCCAUAAAUAACCACAGCCGAUCUCAUCUUAGGGUAAACAAUAAAUACUAUCUUAAGCAGAGUUAGUUUGUGAUAAUAGCAAUCUUUCUAUUGUUAAAAAGUCAAAUCAUAAAGAAGAAAGUCCAGGCGAACCACCAUCGAGAUUGCCAUCUUAAAGUUCCCCUAUUCCUUAGGUGUAUGAGGGAGUAUCUGCCCUGAAUUAGAUGAAAAAUAAUGUACCUGCCUUAAAAUUCAGCAAUACAAAAGGAACUUUUAAGGAUGAGAGACAAUUGAAGGAUUCGAAGGAAUCAUUUGAGCCUUCCGAAAAAUCAGAUUAAGUCGUUGAAAGGAAUAAGGACAUGGAAGUAAAGUUGCCUGAAGUGGAAUAUACUCCUAUAGAAAAAAUUGUUUAAGCAGAAAAAUUGGAGAAAUAAAAUGAAGCACAGUAAAAGCAAUAAUAAGAUACGGGAACCAAGAAAUCUCCAGCGGCUUCCUCAAAAACAGUUCCACGUGAUCCUAUAGAUCACAAUUCAAGCAGAAAAUAGAGUAUGGCUUCAGUGGGUUCGGUGUCUGUAAAAUUUGGAGUGGAAUUAUUCGUAAAUUUAAAAAAGCAAUCUAUAACCAAAGUGUACACUCUAGGUUAGGUUUUGGGCUAGGGUGCUUUUGGAAAGGUUUGGAAGGUGACCCAUAAAACUACAGGUUUAAUUAGAGCAAUGAAACAGAUUCGAAAGUCAGAAUUAAUUAAAGAAGAUGAAUAAAAAAUGUUUUCCGAGAUGAACCUAUUAAAAAAUCUUGAUCACCCUCACGUUGUCAAACUAUAUGAAUUGUAUCAAGAUUCUAAUAAUUAUUAUUUAAUCACAGAAUACUUAUGCGGUGGAGAGUUGUUUGAGAGAAUAAAGAAGAUGAAUUAAUUUAGUGAGAAGAGAGCCAGUGAUUUAAUGAGAUAGAUAUUGAUGGCAGUAGUCUAUUGUCACGAUUAGAAAAUUGUUCAUAGAGACUUGAAGCCAGAGAAUGUCCUCUUUUCUGGGACAGAACCAGAAGCCUUACUCAAAAUUAUCGAUUUUGGCUGUUCCAGAAAAUUUAACUCUCAAAAGAACAUGACCAAAAGACUUGGAACACCAUAUUACAUCGCUCCAGAGGUCUUGAAUCACAAUUACAAUGAGAAAUGCGAUGUGUGGUCAUGCGGUGUCAUUUUGUACAUCUUAUUAUGUGGGUAUCCUCCAUUCACUGGAAAAAACGAGAAUGAAAUUUUCGAUAAAGUGAAGACAGGCAAAUUCAAAUUCCCAAUGGAGGAGUGGGAUUCAAUAAGUAGAGAGGCUAAGAACUUAAUUCAGAGAAUGCUUUAAGUGGAUGUGAAUUCAAGAUAUUCAGCAUCUUAGGCUUUAAAUGAUCCUUGGAUUUAAAAGCAUGCUCCUAAUACCUAAAUCAAUAAAAAAGUGCUUGAGAAUCUGGCAUAGUUCCAAGCCAAAAGUGAAUUUCGAUCUGCCAUCGUCCAAUAUAUAAUUAGUCAAAUGACAACAAACAAGGAAUUGGAAGAUCUCUAAAAGACUUUUCAAUCUCUGGAUAAAAAUAAAGAUGGAGUAUUAAAUAAAGCAGAAUUAGUAGAAGGAUACACGAAAAUAUUAAAAAGCAGAGAACAGGCUGAAGAAUAUGUUGAAAAGAUUAUGUCUAAGAUCGAUAAGAAUUAAUCAGGUGUAAUUGAGUUUAAUGAAUUUUUGAUGGCUGCAAUUAAUGAAGAAAAGAUAAUCCCAAUUAAGAAAGUCGAAUAGGCAUUUAAAAUAUUUGAUUCAGACGGAGACGGAUACAUAAGCAGACAAGAAAUAGAAGAAGUGAUGGGUGAAUUGAAUGCGGAUGUUUGGAAACUAUUUUUGGAAGAAACAGAUGGAAAUAAUGAUGGCAAGAUAUCCUAUGAGGAAUUCUCAAAAUUAAUUAUGAGCAAAUGA